Drosophila serrata is the source of this 2215-nucleotide messenger RNA. RefSeq lists its product as uncharacterized. Lineage: Eukaryota; Metazoa; Arthropoda; Insecta; Diptera; Drosophilidae. The record is from RefSeq and is a predicted model, not a curated record.
UGGAAACGUCGUAGUACAAAAAAUUCCCUUGCAUCCUCUUUCUGAUUUGUGGAUUUUCUAUAGGCAUCCAUGGCAGUAUACAAAAUGCAAGCACUUUCUUGCAUUCAAUUUAACGCGCAUAAUUACAUAAUUGGAAGAAAAUAUGCAAAAUGCAGGAGAAAACUUACAUAUCAAUCAAAUGCUAGCCAGAGGGUCGAUUCUCUAUUCAGUGGGCAUUUUGGAAUUCUAAUUAAGUUUUGAAAAUGCAUUACAAUUCGCUUUUGAUCAAGUACAUACAAAUUGAUGUAUUAUUAGUUUUGGCAACCCUUCGAUAUGGAAAUGCUAACUAUCUUGGCACUCCUCGUAGUCGUGAAAGAAAUUUGAACAAGGAAAAUGCGAUCAAAACGGACGACACUUCCGGUGGCGUGCGAACAGUUGGUGAAGUUUUUGUGCCAAAAACAUUCUCACUGAACUCACAAGAGCCAACAUGCGAGCAACUGCGCGCCAUGUGGAUAUUUUCUAAGAGGCAAUCUAGAGCGGCAGAGAUUACAAAUGAAAUACCAACGUACCGUGACCCAUUUACGUAUAAUGUUUGGGAACCACUUUAUUUUAACUCACGAAUGCUGGGAUCACUUAGGAUGGGCGGUAGGGAAAGAUCGCGAUCGCCAGUGUUUGGUCGGGUUGUUAGUCGAGAACCAAGUUUGCCACAACGGAUGCCAAUAUCUCCCUUGGAACAUCAUCAAAAGGAGCGUCUGGUGGAAUUUGGAUUGAGUAAUCCUCCACCGGGAACAAGUCAAACUAGAUUUUACGGCUCUGAGAUUCGUCCACAAAAUGGAAUAUCUACGUCCUCUUCAUCAAGAAGAUCAAAUAAAAACCGUUAUGUGGGCGGAAUACCAAGCGAAAGUGGUGGAAUUGGAUCUAAUACUAAAGAUAACCAAAAUUCCGUUGCCAUACAAGGAAGUUUUCAAAAGCUGAAAGAGUUAAUAUGGACAGAGCGGGCUAAGGAAUUAACACAGCAACGUAGGGAUGAGGAAAUGGCAGCACGUGCUGCUGCUCUCAAGGAAAUAGCCAAUGGAAAAAACAUAUUUGCAAACAACAAUCCUCAAUCUUUUGGCAGUUCCUCCUCCGAAUCAAUUAUGAUGGACCAGAACCGCAGCCCCGACGCUGAAAGUUAUCAAUAUAACCAAAACAACGCUAAUCGCAUGACAAUAUUAAAUGAACAAAAUUCGCAAAGGGAUAAAGUUAACAAUAUAAAAAAUCACAAAACUGGAAACCGAGCAACUACGCGCCGCAUCGGAUCCUCAGCGUCUUUUCCAUUUUACAAUGCCAAAGAAUACCAAAGUAGUAAAGAAAAUGCUAAGAGCAUAUUCUCGAGAAGGUAUGGAAAUAUUAGACAAUUAAAUCAAGGUGCAGCAACUACCGGUCGCAUAUCAAGCGACUUAAUGCCCGAAAGAGAUCAUAGUACUAUUAUUGGGAUACCAAGGACAUAUCCGAUACGAAAAUCACACUUCAGGGAGCGAAAUCGAUCACUUUUUAAAGAGCCGCAGGAAAAUAAUUACUUUCGACGUGGUCUACGAGGGCUAUCGGCUUCAUCAUUAAACUCGGAAAGAAAUAAAGGAACAGACAAAGGCAAUAAUGAUGUAGGUCGACAACUGAAUUUGUUUGAUGAAUACAACUAUAACCCUCAACCGCCAAAUGAUGAAAAUUAUUUUGCAUCUGUGGAAAAUGAUAAUAAUGAUAAGCUGGGGAAAAUAAUUCCCGAAACUGAACAUCUGAACAUGGAAGUUGAAUUCCCAGAUUACGGAAACUAUUGAUUACGUCGUAAAAUCUCUUAAAGCCCAAAUAUUAUCUCUAAAGGAUUUUAAGGCGUCUAUUAAUCAUUAUAAACCCAUUUAUAAGACAAUUUCCUGAGUUUCAGCUAAAAUUUGCAUUGUAAAUACAUAUUUUUAUGUUGAUAUUCAUUCAAAUAACAGUAAUUUUGUAGAACACAGAAGCAAAAGAAAACACAUGGAAUUUUAUAAUACAUACUUUUAGAGACGAUUUUAAAUGUCUACAAACUAAGUUCUAAAAAUGGUAUCAAAAUGCCAAUGUAAAAUAAAUAAUUGAUUAGGUUUUUUCAUUUAAAUAUAAAUGAGAUACCAUAUUAUACUUAUGUACAUGUAUAUGUACGUACUUAUGUGUAUGUAUGAACUUAAAAUGUAAACUCCAAAGUUAGAAAAAAAAAAAAAAAACAAAA